AUUUCUAAUUUGAUUACAAAAACAUUGAAACCGUCUUAGUUGAAAUAAAAAGCGGUUGUCAUUCUAAAUUUGACACUUCCUAAUUGCUUUUUUUAUCAUCACAUAUUUUUCACCAAUUGUAUAAAAGUGUCUCCUUUGCGCUUGAUAUCUAGCGAAGAAUAUUUGUAGUUUGUGGUCGUAAAAAUCGAAUUGCUUCAGUUUCUUUUGAAGGAAAAAAAGGAAUUUUUUAAUCUAAAAUCGUAGUGUCGAUAAAUGAAAAGAACAUAAAAAUAAACUUUGAUUAUCGAUUUCCCAAACGCAAAAGAAUAUUGUGAUAAACAAAUUAAAAUUCUUUCUGUAACUAAAUUAGUGUUCGCCAUUCAGUCAGAUGGUUGCUUUGUGUUCAUACGAAUGUGAGGGUGCUUUUAUUUUCCGGUUCAAUCGUGCGGAAUUAAUCGCCUAAAAGGAUAUUAACUUCAUUAUAAACAUUGAAAAGUUGUCUUUAUAAUUGUACGGUCUGUCGCACCCUUUUGUACCGCAUAAUAAUUGUAGCAAACCGCAAAACGGUGAAGUAAUUAUAAUCAAACAGUAAAGUAACAUCGCGAUCUUGACUUUUAGGAAUACAAUUCGAUUGAUUACGGUAACAAUUAGAAUGGCUGAACGUCCUAAAAGUUUAUUUGCCGGUCGGCCUCGUGUCCCACCCAGUGAAUUAAACUUGAACCCACUUGCAGUGAGACAUCCACCAUCAUCACAAUCAUCCAAUUCGUCUGGUUCAGCUUCAUCAGCAAAUAGUAUUCCACCGGGCGGACUUCCGAUGAACGUACCUACGGAACGCACACGCGAACGUAUACGACAACAAGCAUGUGGCAAAUUACAACUAGGACCUGGUCCUCAUGACGUUUAUCAGUUUACUUCAGAUGACUUGGAAGAUCUAGGAGAAAUAGGCCGUGGUGCAUUUGGGGCUGUCAACAAGAUGGUGUUCAAACAAAAUGACAUGGUUAUGGCUGUGAAACGAAUUCGUUCUACCGUAGAUGAAAAAGAACAAAAACAACUUCUUAUGGAUCUCGAAGUGGUCAUGAAGUCAAAUGAUUGCAACUUCAUUGUUCAAUUCUACGGAGCUCUUUUUAAGGAGGGUGAUUGUUGGAUCUGUAUGGAAUUAAUGGAUACUUCGUUAGACAAAUUCUACAAAUAUAUAUUCGAACACAAAAGGCAAAGAAUACCGGAAUCGAUUUUAGCUAAAAUUACGGUGGCCACUGUACAUGCACUUAACUAUCUUAAGGAGCAUUUAAAGAUCAUACAUCGCGAUGUAAAGCCAAGUAACAUUUUGCUUCAUAAACGCGGGGAUAUUAAAUUGUGUGAUUUUGGCAUAUCCGGACAGUUGGUCGAUUCCAUUGCUAAAACUAAAGAUGCUGGUUGUAGGCCUUAUAUGGCUCCUGAACGAAUCGAUCCUGAACGUGCGAAGGGGUAUGACGUUAGAAGCGAUGUUUGGUCAUUAGGCAUAACUCUUAUGGAAGUAGCCACCGGUACAUUUCCCUAUCGUAGAUGGGAUUCUGUUUUUGAACAAUUAUGCCAAGUGGUUCAAGGGGAUCCUCCACGUCUUCAACAGGGACAAGAAUUUUCCACCGAAUUCGUAGAAUUUGUAAAUACAUGCUUAAUAAAAAAUGAAAGUGAACGCCCUAAAUAUGAUCGUCUCCUUCAAAUGCCAUUUAUAUUGCGUGGUGAACGCAGUAACACCGAUGUUGCCGCAUAUGUGACCGAUAUUUUGGAGGCCAUGGAGCAGGAUGGUAUCACACAAUUCACCACAAAUCAACCAGCCGAAAGUUAAUGGAAAUAAUUUGUAGAAAACUUUAAACGUUAUCAUAACAAACAACUCCUACAACUAAGAAAAACAACAAACAAAUCUAGAAAAGAAAAUCAUUUAGGAAAAAAAUAAGCGUAAGAACUAAGAAAAAAGAAUCCAUCUCCUUUUAGGAAAAACAAAGUUAUUGUUGUUUACAUGCUAGGAAGUAAGGUAAAGUGUUGUUAAAACGUAUUUUAACAAACAUUUAGAACUGUAGUUUAAAAUAAUAACUAAAAGUAAUUAAAAAUAUAUUGAGCUGUAGGCUUUCUUAAAAAAAAAAAUAAACAUAUACAUAAAUAUGAAAUAAAUAAACAAAAGUAGACUUUAUAAAAAGGUCACAAAUUAAAUUAAAAAUUGAAGCUUAAAGUUUAGUAAUGUUUUGCCUUGUAUUUUUUAAAUAAAAUGUAAAAACAUAAUUAAACAUUAAAAUACAUACAUAUAAUAAUUAUAAUUUUAGUUGCAUUUCCGGAUAACACAAGUCACAACCAAUAAGGAAUAGAAGAAACACCAAUUAAAUGAAAAAUAAUAUGUAAAAAAUACAAAUCAUAUCGUUAAGUAAUCAGUUCAAUACCAAGAAAAAUAAAUCACUGCUUUUAUACACACAUAACAA
Molecule: messenger RNA, 2429 nt
Organism: Calliphora vicina (urban bluebottle blowfly)
Lineage: Eukaryota; Metazoa; Arthropoda; Insecta; Diptera; Calliphoridae
Gene: Mkk4
Product: MAP kinase kinase 4
Exons: 5
Coding region: 632-1804 (390 amino acids)
Biological process (GO): MAPK cascade; protein phosphorylation
Molecular function (GO): JUN kinase kinase activity; ATP binding
Source: RefSeq, a predicted model, not a curated record